This is a messenger RNA of Pseudogymnoascus verrucosus, 2727 nucleotides long. RefSeq lists its product as uncharacterized. Bases 99 to 1469 code for a protein of 456 amino acids. The record is from RefSeq and is a predicted model, not a curated record. NCBI's taxonomy places the organism in Eukaryota, Fungi, Ascomycota, Leotiomycetes, Thelebolales, Thelebolaceae. The transcript has a single exon.
CUUGUAGCUCGUUCGUGGCCAGCUUCGAAGCAUCUAUCGAUCAUGCAUCACUACUAAAGUAAUAGCCCUCAUGGCCAUUGCUGAAGUUGCUCACCACCAUGCCUCUCGGUAUCGAGCGCAUCAACGCUCGUCGCCAACAGCCUAAUGAGCACAUCAACUUCAUAAAGCCACUGGAUGGCCCAGAUAAGGAAUUUUCUGAGGACUUUCUCGAGCGCAUCGCCGCGAGUUGCAAACCUAUAAUGCGAUCUAAUCAUCUUGCCGUGAUGUCUCUUGAAGAGCAUAAGUGCAAUCCGGAGUUUCUUGGGCGGAAUUUCAACGCAGGCGAGGUCAUACAGCUUGUCUUGAAGGCACCAUCAGGGCACUGGCUGCCGUUCAAGUUUGUACAAAUGGUCAUGAUGCAUGAGCUCGCACAUUGCAAGCAGAUGAACCAUUCCAAAGCGUUUUGGAAAGUAAAAGACCAAUACUCGACUGAGCUAAAAGCGCUGUGGCAGAAGGGCUACACUGGAGAUGGAAUGUGGAGUCGAGGCCGAACUUUACUAACUGGGCAAUACGACCAAGCAAGUUUGGGGAGCGAGGAAAGUUUGCCUGAACAUCUUUGUGGCGGGACUUUCAGAUCAUCUGGAAAGCGGAAGAGGACCGCGAAGCCGAAACUCAGCUACAAAGAACGGAAAGAACGAACGAUUGCGAAGAAGUUUGGGGUCAACGGUGUCGCUCUAGGCGCGGACGAGGAGACCAAGGCUAAGCUUGAGAAGGGGAAGAAGACAGCCAGCAACCCGCGCGUCGCUGGCAGUAACCGCGGACGAGAAUUGAGAGCAAUGGCGGCGCUAUCAAGAUUUACUCCUACGACAGAAAACGUCAAGGCUGAGGAUGAGCUCGUGCAAUCCGGGAGCGAGACUGAAAGUGAUUGGGAAGCCGGUCUAUCGGAUCCAGAAGAGGCGGUGGGUUCUGAUGGCAAAAAGUUACUGGAUGGCAAAGGGAGAACAUUGAUUCGGGUCUGUGACGAUGAAGAUCCUGACGAAAUCAAUGUGAAGGUUGAGAUGUCUGAGCUUCGAAAGUUCGGGGUGGCCGAAGACAGCAAAAAAACCAACAAACCUCUGGUACCUGUCAGGAUAGAAGCCGCAACUAAGUCGUCGAUGUCUCAAACUCCAACUGAAGGUACCCAUAGAUCAACCAACCUGAGUCAGGAGCGGCGAGCAAAGCCUUCGAUUGGGGUAUCCACAGACACAGCAUCAAGAACUACAGCCUGCCCUGUCUGUUCGGCGGAACACAGUGUCGGGUCGCUUACAUGCAUGGUGUGCGCCAAUGUCCUCGAUCCAAAAAUGGUCCUUGACGUCUGGAAAUGCCAGAGCGAGGUUUGUCGGGGAGGUCUAUACACGAACGCGGGAGAUUAUGGUGUUUGUGGACUGUGCGGGGAGAAACCUCGUGACUCAGGCAGGCCGCGGACCAUAUACUUUCCUGAGAUCCUGUAAUAUGCGAAGGGGAUAUGAUACCAUACUCGCCGAAAGCACAUCCACGAUUGGAAAGAUAUACGAAAGACACUGUAAACCCCUCAUGUCGGUAUCUCCGCGGAGUCCCCAUGUGAUGAGCUGUAUGGUGUUGAGAAGAUUUGGGAAAUUUGGAAGAGGCGAAUUCCUGGAUGUAAGUGAACUCAGAGAGGGAAUGAAAUAGAUGCUCAUCACUGUAAUGCUCCUUCUGUAAGGGGGCGCGAUGGCCCAACUGGUUGAAAAACAAUGGUACCACGAGCGAACAAGAAUGGAGAGUGACGCCUGGGCCUGCAUGGCCAGCUGGGCUAGGUAUAGCUGGAUAUGUCACAUCCCUCUGGUGAUCCUAUUACUAGAGCCAGGAGCCAUCUCCUGGAGAACCAGGAUUGGACCAGUCUUUCGUCCCGGGGUUAUUGCGAGACGAGCCCACACAACCAGAGCCCACAUAUCCCCCCCACAUCCCUGCCAAAAAUUCCCUUUGAAAGUACAACGAGCAGGAUAGCCCAAUGGAAUAGCCUAGAUUGAAGUCCAAUGGAGGGGUGCGGCAAUUCAUUGCGGGUAAUUAGGAACGAAUAGACGGGGCAGCCAACUCGCUGGUACGGAGUGCAUGUGGCGAACGAUUCAGGUGGAGGGUCACCGAGGACCCGGGUACCACAAGAAGGAAAUUCCCCACGAUUACUACGCUCGGGAAGGGUGAUAUAACAAUACAGUGGAUAACUCCGUGCGCAUGUACAUACAUACAAUAUACAAUACGGUAGCACGCUGGCCGGGGCGAAAAGGGAGUCCAGAAUCCACAGAAUCCAGAGCGGGCGCAAGAGCCUCUGCAUUUUUGGGUGGAAAGCUGGUCCAAUACUGGUCCAAUACCUAAUAUUGGAGGCAGGUACUCAAACGUCACAGCUCGCUUCCGAUGUCCAGUUUGAGCUGGCUGGAACCCAUUAUCGCUUCACGUUAGAGUAGAGUAGUAUGUACACACAGUUAAUAGUAGAGUAGAGUAGAGUACGGGUAGAGUACGGGAAGAGUACAGUAGGCCAGAGUAUAGUUUGAGUAUAGUAUUGAGUUCAAUAGAAUAGAGAAGGAAUAGCCGUACUCUAGUUGAGGAAACGCGGAAAGAUCCCUCGGCCACGAGUGAAAUAAGUGGAUUCAAACUGCUUGUUCGCUUGGCGGCCAAACGACGGUUACAUUAUACUGGGGACAAAAGACGACAAUGGAUCUUCGUGGCUCGAGAAAACUGCGGAUUGACACUGGG